This is a messenger RNA of Alnus glutinosa, 2321 nucleotides long. Its product is annotated as heat shock cognate 70 kDa protein-like. Bases 179 to 2035 code for a protein of 618 amino acids. Gene Ontology annotation, molecular function: ATP-dependent protein folding chaperone; ATP binding; misfolded protein binding. Gene Ontology annotation, cellular component: cytoplasm. Gene Ontology annotation, biological process: cellular response to unfolded protein; protein refolding. The transcript has 2 exons. NCBI's taxonomy places the organism in Eukaryota, Viridiplantae, Streptophyta, Magnoliopsida, Fagales, Betulaceae. The record is from RefSeq and is a predicted model, not a curated record.
AUGAAAGUCAUUUCAUGAAAAAGAAAGAGUCGACUUUUUCAAAUGCUUCAAGCCUUCAAGUUUCAACCUUAAUAAGAUUCUCUGUCUUGUUCGUGAGCAAGGAACCAAAUUCUAUGAAAUUACCAUCUUAAACCUGUCAUCUGUUUCAGUUUCGUGAUCGUUCCGGGAGUCGAGAUCAAUGGCUGGUGAAGGAGAGGGCCCAGCAAUAGGGAUCGAUCUGGGGACGACGUACUCGUGCGUGGCAGUGUGGCAGAAUGAUCGGGUAGAGAUCAUAGUGAAUGAUCAGGGCAACAGGACGAUGCCGUCUUAUGUUGCCUUCACUGACAAAGAGCGUUUGGUCGGUGAUGCAGCUAAGAACCAGGUCGCCAAGAACCCCGCUAACUCUGUCUUUGAUGCAAAGCGGUUGAUUGGUAGGAGAUUUAGUGAUUCCUUAGUUCAGAACGAUAUCAAGCUUUGGCCAUUCAAGGUUAUUGAAGGUCAUGCUGACAAGCCAAUGAUUGUGGUCACUUAUAAGGGUGAAGAAAAACAUUUUGUUGCAGAAGAAAUCUCAUCCAUGGUCCUCAAAAAGAUGCGUGAAAUUGCAGAGGCCUACCUUGACAGACCGGUGAAGAAUGCUGUAGUCACUGUCCCGGCCUAUUUCAAUGACUCACAGCGUAAGGCCACAAAGGAUGCUGGGGGCAUUGCAGGACUCAAUGUCAUGCAGAUAAUCAAUGAACCAACAGCCGCAGCCCUUGCAUACGGUUUUGACAAGGUGACCGUUGAUAAGAGAAAUGUGUUGAUAUUUGAUUUGGGUGGUGGUACUGCAGAUGUCUCACUACUUAUCAUUGCCAAUAGUACUUUUAAAGUAAAGGCCGUUGUUGGAGACACUCACCUCGGAGGUGAGGACUUUGACAACAGAAUGGUAAAGUACUUCAUUGAAAUAUUUAAGAGGCGUCACAAGAAAGAUAUUAGUGGAAAUGCCAAAGCUUUGAGAAGGUUGAGAACUGCUGCUGAGAGAGCAAAAAAGAUUCUUUCUUCCGCAUCUGAGACUACCAUUGAGGUUGAUUAUUUAUAUGAUGGUAUUGAUUUCUCCACAUGUAUUACCCGUGCUAGAUUUGCGGAACUCAAUAUGGACUUGUUCAAGAAGUCUAUUGAGCUUGUGGAGAAGUGUUUGGCUGAUGCUAAGAUGGACAAGAGAGGAGUCCACGAUGUUGUUCUUACUGGUGGCUCUUCCAGAAUUCCUAAGGUGCAGGAGCUGUUGCAAGACUUCUUUGAUGGAAAGCAACUUAACAAGAGCAUCAACCCAGAUGAAGCUGUGGCUUAUGGAGCCGCUGUUCAAGCUGCAAAGAUCGCUGGUAUGGGUAAUAAGAAAGUUCAAGACAUUGUGCUCUUGGAUGUCACCCCACUGUCCCUUGGUGUGGAUGCUGAAAGAGGUUUGAUGACCGUUGUGAUUCCGAGGAAUACCACCCUUCCCACCAAGAUGAAGCGGAAGUACUGUACCAUCAAGGACAACCAAACUUCUGUUUUCUUCCGGGUUUACGAGGGGGAGAGAGCAAGAGCUGUGGAUAACAACUGGUUGGGAGAAUUUACGCUUUCCCCAGUUCCUGCAGCACCCAAGGGUGUCAUUGAGAUUAUAGUAUGUUUUGAGAUUGAUGCCAAUGGUAUCUUGAAUGUUUCUGCCGUGGAGAGGACCACUGGCAUGAGUUGUAAGAUAACAAUUACAAAUUACAGGACUUCAUUAUCCACUACAGAGAUUAAUAGGAUGAUCCAGGACGCGAAGGAAUACGAAGUUGAAGAUGAUGAGCAUAGGAAGAAGGUUAGGGCUAAGGAAGCUUUAGAGAACUAUGCCUACAAAAUGAGGAACAUUGUCAAUGAUAAGGAGAUUGAUGAGAAGCUUGACGCUGAGGGUAAGGAGAAGAUUGAAGCUGCUAUUAAAGAGGUGAUUCAUUGGUUAGAUGGCAUACAGCAUGUCGAGGCAGAUGAGUUUGAGGAAAAGCUGGUUGGGCUUGUGUUAACCUGCAAUCCAAUCAUUGGAAAGAUCUCUGGACAACAAUAAGCAUUUUGAGCAGCUCCUCUCAUAGAAAAUAUGACAAUUUGCUUAUUAAUUAGUACAACGGAUGCGGAAGGACUCAGACCAUGCUUUUUUUUCUUUCUUUCUUUUUUUUUAAAAAUCCCAACGUACUUUUUUUUUUUGUGUCCAAAGCUAUAAUUCUAGUAUUUUUGUUGCCGGUGUAUUUUGACAUGGCUUUGUUGGGUUUUUGAGUACACUUGUAUGGUGUCUCAUAUUGUUAAGAUAUAAGAAGUAAAGUGAGCGGUUUGUAUAGUAUAUAUAAUUGAACUCA